AUGGAUUUCAUUCUGGUCCAUUACGAAAACAGGAACGAAGCUAGUGUAUACUUCAUGAGAAGUCAUGAUAUAAUCAUAGCGGCCCUCCAAUACAUGAUUGUCUGUUUGAAUUGGCAAGAUGAAAGUGGGUUGUUCUUUGGUACCUUUGUCGGCUAUGCCUCUGGAAGAAGUUUAAAUUCAUCCGGUUUCGUUGAAAGCUCGGCUUUACGAUUUGUUUACCCAUACACCAAUGGAAUUUACCGUGUCGACGAUAAUAACGAACUUAUCCUCGUCGGCUAUAUCA
Acaulospora morrowiae is the source of this 283-nucleotide messenger RNA. The record is from the annotation of a GenBank genome assembly. NCBI's taxonomy places the organism in Eukaryota, Fungi, Glomeromycota, Glomeromycetes, Diversisporales, Acaulosporaceae.